This is a messenger RNA of Lepus europaeus (European hare), 4038 nucleotides long. RefSeq names its product neurofascin (gene NFASC). The transcript has 30 exons. Bases 1 to 4038 code for a protein of 1345 amino acids. Gene Ontology annotation, biological process: cell-cell adhesion; brain development. NCBI's taxonomy places the organism in Eukaryota, Metazoa, Chordata, Mammalia, Lagomorpha, Leporidae. The record is from RefSeq and is a predicted model, not a curated record. Gene Ontology annotation, molecular function: cell-cell adhesion mediator activity.
AUGGCCAGGCCGCAGCCGCCGCCCUGGGUCCACGCAGCCUUCGUCCUCUGCGUCCUUGGACUUGGUGGAGCCAUCGAGAUUCCCAUGGACCCAAGCAUUCAGAAUGAGCUGACCCAGCCUCCGACCAUCACCAAGCAGUCAGUGAAGGACCACAUCGUGGACCCCCGGGACAACAUCCUGAUCGAGUGUGAAGCCAAGGGCAACCCCGCCCCCAGCUUCCACUGGACGCGCAACAGCAGGUUCUUCAACAUUGCCAAGGACCCCCGUGUGUCCAUGCGGCGGCGGUCGGGGACUCUGGUGAUCGACUUCCGCAGCGGGGGGCGGCCCGAGGAGUACGAGGGCGAGUACCAGUGCUUUGCCCGAAACAAAUUCGGCACGGCUCUGUCCAACAGGAUCCGCCUACAGGUCUCCAAAUCUCCUCUGUGGCCCAAGGAAAACCUGGACCCCGUUGUGGUUCAAGAAGGCGCCCCCCUGACGCUCCAGUGCAACCCCCCGCCCGGACUUCCGUCCCCGGUCAUCUUCUGGAUGAGCAGCUCCAUGGAGCCCAUCACCCAAGACAAGCGUGUGUCCCAGGGCCACAAUGGAGACCUGUAUUUCUCUAACGUGAUACUGCAGGACAUGCAAACCGACUACAGCUGCAACGCCCGCUUCCACUUCACCCACACCAUCCAGCAGAAGAACCCCUUCACCCUCAAGGUCCUCACCACCCGAGGAGUCGCGGAAAGAACCCCCAGCUUCAUGUACCCCCAGGGCACCUCGAGCAGCCAGAUGGUGCUGCGCGGCAUGGACCUGCUACUGGAGUGCAUCGCCUCCGGGGUCCCCACACCAGACAUUGCAUGGUACAAGAAAGGCGGGGACCUCCCCUCGGACAAGGCCAAGUUUGAGAACUUUAACAAGGCCCUGCGCAUCACCAACGUCUCCGAGGAAGACUCCGGCGAGUAUUUCUGCCUGGCCUCCAACAAGAUGGGCAGCAUCCGGCACACGAUCUCGGUGAGAGUAAAGGCUGCUCCCUACUGGCUGGAUGAACCCAAGAACUUGGUCCUGGCUCCUGGCGAGGAUGGGAGGCUGGUGUGUCGAGCCAAUGGGAACCCCAAGCCCACUGUGCAGUGGAUGGUGAACGGGGAGCCCUUGCAGUCGGCACCACCCAACCCGAACCGCGAGGUGGCCGGUGACACCAUCAUCUUCCGGGACACGCAGAUCAGCAGCAGGGCCGUGUACCAGUGCAACACCUCCAACGAGCACGGCUACCUGCUGGCCAACGCCUUCGUCAGCGUGCUGGAUGUGCCGCCGCGGAUGCUGUCACCCCGGAACCAGCUCAUCAGAGUGAUCCUGUACAACCGCACCCGGCUGGACUGCCCGUUCUUCGGGUCUCCCAUCCCCACGCUCCGAUGGUUUAAGAAUGGGCAGGGGAGCAACCUGGACGGCGGCAACUACCACGUGCACGAGAACGGCAGCCUGGAGAUCAAGAUGAUUCGCAAGGAGGACCAGGGCAUCUACACCUGCGUCGCCACCAACAUCCUGGGCAAAGCCGAGAACCAGGUCCGCCUGGAGGUCAAAGACCCCACCAGGAUCUACCGGAUGCCAGAGGACCAGGUGGCCAAACGGGGCACCACGGUACAGCUGGAGUGCCGUGUGAAACACGACCCCUCCCUGAAACUCACCGUGUCCUGGCUGAAGGACGAGGAGCCGCUCUACAUCAGCAACAGGAUGAAGAAGGAGGACGACUCGCUGACCAUCUUUGGGGUGGCCGAGAAGGACCAGGGCAGUUACACGUGCGUCGCCAGCACGGAGCUGGACCAGGACCUGGCCAAGGCCUACCUCACCGUGCUAGCUGAUCAGGCCACUCCAACUAACCGUUUGGCUGCCCUGCCCAAAGGGCGGCCAGACCGGCCCCGAGACCUGGAGCUCACCGACCUGGCCGAGCGGAGCGUGAGGCUGACCUGGAUCCCGGGGGACGCCAACAACAGCCCCAUCACAGACUACGUGGUCCAGUUUGAAGAGGACCAGUUCCAGCCAGGGGUCUGGCACGACCACUCCAAAUUCCCAGGCAAUGUCAACUCGGCUGUCCUGCAGCUGUCCCCGUACGUCAACUACCAGUUCCGGGUCAUCGCCAUCAACGAGGUCGGCAGCAGCCACCCCAGCCUCCCGUCCGAGCGCUACCGAACCAGUGGGGCACCCCCUGAGUCCAACCCCGGCGAUGUGAAGGGAGAGGGGACCAGGAAGAACAACAUGGAGAUCACGUGGACGCCCAUGAACGCCACCUCCGCCUUUGGCCCCAACCUGCGCUACAUCGUGAAGUGGCGGCGGAGAGAGACGCGCGACGCCUGGAACAACGCCACCGUGUGGGGCUCUCGCUACGUGGUGGGGCAGACCCCGGUCUACGUGCCCUACGAGAUCCGAGUGCAGGCCGAGAAUGACUUUGGGAAGGCCCCCGAGCCGGAGACGGUCAUCGGUUACUCCGGGGAGGACUAUCCCCGGGCUGCACCCACCGACGUCAAGGUCCGAGUCAUGAACAGCACAGCCAUCAGCCUGCAGUGGAACCGUGUCUACUCAGACACGGUGCAGGGCCAGCUCAGGGAGUACCGAGCCUACUACUGGAGGGAGAGCAGCUUGCUGAAGAACCUGUGGGUGUCUCAGAAGAGACAGCAAGCCAGCUUCCCCGGGGACCGCCCCCGGGGCGUGGUGUCCCAACUCUUCCCCUACAGCAACUACAAGCUGGAGAUGGUGGUGGUCAAUGGCAGAGGCGAUGGGCCUCGCAGUGAGACCAAGGAGUUCACCACCCCGGAGGGAGUUCCCAGCGCCCCCAGACGUUUCCGAGUCCGGCAGCCCAACCUGGAGACAAUCAACCUGGAGUGGGACCACCCGGAGCACCCCAACGGCAUCCUGGUUGGAUACACACUCAAAUACCUGCCCUUUAAUGGAACCAAACUGGGGAAGCAGAUAGUGGAAAACUUCUCUCCGAACCAGACCAAGUUCACGGUGCAGAGGGCGGAUCCCGUGUCACGUUACCGUUUCACGCUCAGCGCCAGGACGCAGGUGGGCUCUGGGGAAGCAGUCACAGAGGAGUCACCUGCACCCCCGAACGAAGCUACUCCAACGGCAGCUCCUCCCACGUUGCCCCCGACUACCGCAGGUGCCACGGGCGCCGUGAGCGGUACUGACGCUACUGCCAUUGGCACCACCACCGAAGCCACAGAAGCCCCCACCGUCCCAACUGCCACACCUACCACCAUCGCCACCACCACCACUGUCGCCACAACUACUACAACCACCGUCGCCACCACCACGGAGAGUCCUCCUGCCACCACCACCAGGACUAAGAUCCAGGAAUCCGCCCCCGACGAGCAGUCCAUAUGGAACGUCACAGUGCUCCCCAACAGUAAAUGGGCCAACAUCACCUGGAAGCACAAUUUCGGGCCCGGAACUGACUUUGUGGUUGAGUACAUUGACAGCAACCAUACGAAAAAAACUGUCCCUGUUAAGGCCCAGGCCCAGCCCAUACAGCUGACAGACCUCUAUCCCGGGAUGACGUACACGUUGCGGGUCUAUUCCCGGGACCACGAGGGCAUCAGCAGUACCGUCAUCACCUUUAUGACCAGUACAGCCUACACCAACAACCAGGCCGACAUCGCCACGCAGGGCUGGUUCAUUGGGCUCAUGUGCGCCAUCGCCCUCCUGGUGCUGAUCCUGCUUAUCGUCUGUUUCAUCAAGAGGAGUCGUGGUGGCAAGUACCCAGUGCGAGAGAAGAAAGACGUUCCCCUUGGCCCCGAGGACCCCAAAGAAGAGGACGGAUCCUUUGACUACAGUGACGAGGACAACAAGCCUCUGCAAGGCAGCCAGACGUCGUUGGACGGCACCAUCAAGCAGCAGGAGAGCGACGACAGCCUGGUGGACUACGGCGAGGGCGGGGAGGGCCAGUUCAAUGAGGACGGCUCCUUCAUUGGGCAGUACACGGUCAAGAAGGACAAGGAGGAGACAGAGGGCAACGAGAGUUCGGAGGCCACGUCCCCCGUCAACGCCAUCUACUCCCUGGCCUAA